This is a messenger RNA of Paraphaeosphaeria sporulosa, 5130 nucleotides long. RefSeq lists its product as uncharacterized. The record is from RefSeq and is a predicted model, not a curated record. Gene Ontology annotation, biological process: protein transport. The transcript has 5 exons. NCBI's taxonomy places the organism in Eukaryota, Fungi, Ascomycota, Dothideomycetes, Pleosporales, Didymosphaeriaceae. Bases 352 to 4668 code for a protein of 1438 amino acids.
GUCUCUCGCCGUGCCUCCUGCCACAUGCACCUUGGCCAGCAUCGAGCUCGUCCAUCCCAGGUUGCCCGUGUAAUCGCGCCCCAACGCUGAUCAAGGCCAGCAUCUGCACGCGAUCUGCACGUGCUUUCCGCUGCUCUGACAUCAUCCCUGUUUGCGCCCGUGUGUCUGUGCCUGGAGCUUGCAUCCUGGUCCGUCUGCCCACCCUCUCUCGCAGCUGUUAAUUCCCUCCACCCACUCCCCGAAAGGCAGCCAAACACCUAGGCUUGUUGACCCCGCCUGUCACUUUUCACCGCUCGCCCAACACGCGAACCCCGACUGCCGCGGAUCCACGCGCACGUCUCCCACACAGCCAUGGCUGGCCAAAGUAAUGGCCGGGCUAAGAAGCCCAGCAAAGCCGCCCCAAACGGCACAGCGAAUGGCCAUCUGAAUGGCCACGCCGACAAGUCCAGGGCAGCACCUGCCAAACAAGUGAAUGCUCGCAGGAAGCCGAGGACAAGCUGGACGGGCAGCUUUGCGAGUCUCGUGGCAAGAUUGGCGUCGUGGUAUCUCAUCAUUACACUGGCCUUUAGGUGUCCUUCGUCAUUGACCAAAAUAUCCGACUCCUCACCACAAAUCUGCAAACCCUAUCUCCACGCUCGCUCGUACGCCGCACCCUACGUAGAUCCCUACUACCAGACCUACGUCGCACCUCAGGUCGAAAAGUUCCAGCCGUACGUGGACACAUUCGACCAGCGCGUUUAUGCUCCUGUAUCCACCUUUACAAAGAACCAAUAUGCCACCUACGGCGCCCGCCGCGUGGAGCAGGCCCAGAAGUACGUCGAAGCCGAGUGGGCAAGGACCGCGCGCCCCCAGAUCCAACAGCUUCAGAACAAGGCGUAUGCUCAGUACGAACACCACUUGGGCCCUUACGUGAAGACGGCGUCGGACGCCCUGGGCCCAUAUGUUGAACAGACGAAAGCAAGUCUGGUCGAGAUAUACCAUCUGAGCAUCCUUCCCACGUACGAAGCACUGCUACCGUAUGGGCGUCAGGCCUAUGCCCAAGGUCAUCAUGCCACAGUACACUACAUCUUCCCUGCUGUCCAUACAGGACGUGAUGCAACCUGGAAAUUCGUCUCCCGCACGCUCUGGCCGUAUGUGCGAGUCCUCUACGGCGACAAUGUUGAGCCUCAAUUGGUUCGCAUCCGUGAAAGGCUGGGGAGAUACAAGGACCAGCAGAAGGUCGAGUCAGUCCUGGAGGCCGUUGGGUCAUCGUCGUCCGCGCGGUCAAAGACGGAUGCCAUCACGUCCUCCGCGACUAUUGCUUCAUCCGUUUCCUCGGCCGUCAGCUCCGCCACCGAAUCCACAAAGUCUGGCUGGGGCGUGUUUGAUGACUUCUUCGGCGCGGAGUCAAGCGCAACGCCUUCUGAAGUCGAGACCAAGUCACCUACUCAACCAAAGCAGCCUCAGCUCACUGGUGCAGAGCUCAGGGAGAAGCUGAAUCAGGACCUUCGCGAGUGGCAGACCAAGUUUGCAACUGCUGCAGACAAGGGUGCCGAUGACUUGGAUGUACGUGUCGCCGAGAUCACCAAGCGGCAGAUUGAGAAUGGUGUCCAUGGACAUGGCGCCGCCAUGAUCGUUCAGCUUGAAGAGACUGCCGAGUCGACAAUCUCUUCGUUGAAGAAGUUCACCAAGCAGACCAUCAGAUCUCUACCAGAAGAUGCGACCGAAGAGCAGCUGGAGAAAGCCCACGAGAAAUGCAUCACGAAGAUGCGCGAGCUCGGCCUGGCUGUCAAAGAAAAGUCGCAAGCGGUAAGAAACUGGAAAAUGACAUUCGACCAAGAAACCGAUAACCUUGUCCGCGCCGCCGUGGGAAGCACAGUUGAGGUGCUCGAAAAGAUACACGGCUUGGGCCUCCAGGAGGUUGGCAUGCGCUGGGCAUGGCUCGACGGGGUCGAGUACAAGGACUGGCAGAACUACCACAAGCUCAGGGAUACUCUCAAUGAAUGGCAGGAAGAAGUCGAGGCCGUUGGCGCAAAGCACGAUGGCCUAAAGGCAGCCCACGAAGAGGCGGCGAAGCUCGAAGAUAAGGCUAUGACGAUAGCAUCGACCAUGGUCAACGAGCUGGUUCGUCUCAAGGAUGUGUCCAAGUGGAAGAUUUGGGCAGGCGACCAAACUGAUGACUUCUCGGACAAGAAAGUACCGGCCAGGGCCUACAACGCUGCCCAACAGGUUAUCAGCAACGCCCGAGAGGCUUCCUCGCAGGCUUCGGAAGCGAUCCUCGGUUCAGAGAUCCCAGCCAGCGAGAGCAUCGCAUCUGCAGCCAAGGCAUCCGCAUCCAGCGUCUCAUCCAUCCUUUCUGACAAGAUCGUUGGCUCAGAGACUCCGGCCGCUGAGAGCGUUGCAUCCGCCGCUAAGGCGUCCGCGUCCAGCGCUUCAUCGCAACUUUCCAAUAAAAUUGUGGGCUCAGAGACUCCCGUCGCCGAGAGUGUAGCAUCCGCUGCCAAGCAAUCAGCGUCCGAUGCUGCAUCCAAGGUUUCUGAGGCUGUCGUUGGCUCCGAAACACCCGCCACUGAAAGCAUCGCGUCGGUCGUGAAGUCCCAAGUCUCCAACGCAGCAGAAAACAUCGAAAGUGCGACCGAGGUCGCCAAGAAGAGCGCGGAUGCGGCGGCUUCAGCCGCUUCAGGAGCGCCCAAGAAGGUUUGGGGUGGAGUCAAUGCCCAAGUCCUCGUAGAAGCAAGAGAACCUGUGUUUGACGACGUGAUUGAAGAUGAUGAGGAGGGAACCUAUUCCGAGAAGGUUCAGAGUAUGGUCGCGAAUGCUGGAGACCGAGCAUCGGAUCUCAGCCGCGCUGUGAGCGAGGCUCUCCUCGGUGCUACGAAAACUCAAGGGACUGCCGAGUCUGUCACAUCACUUGCAAGCGAACAGUAUGUGAAGGCUCUUGCUGCCGCUUCGAGUGUCUUGUACGGGAGCCAACAAGCCCCUCUCGACAGCGCUACCAGCAUUGCAUCGGACAAAUUUGCCUCAGCCGUUACUGCGGCUUCGUACGCCAUAUACGGUACACCUACGCCUACUGCAGUCAUCCAGACCGUUCGCACACACGCCAGCUCGCGCUACAACGAGGCCGUCAGCAUCGCCAAUGCGCAGUUCGAGAAUGCCAAGUCCCAAUUCUCUGUCUUGGUUUCUGGCACCACAAAGCCUGCUCAUGAGACCAUGCUUGCCAUGAUCGAAAAGGCGUACUCAGAUUCCCUGGCAGCUGCUAGCGAACGUCUGGAUGCUGCUCUUCAAUACACAGAGUCGGUGAAGAGCUAUGCGGCUGGUCCAACCCAAGGCUACUUCGAAUCGGUAUCUUCCAUUGCAUCCUCAAGGUUGUCUGAAGGCUUGAGCCAAGCGACUGCACAGUUCUCCUCCGAGCCGACUGACUCGCCUGUACUCGAUGGUGCACGCCGACAGUAUUACGAGGCCAUCGGGUUGGCCCACGCGCGAUACUCCGAGUUCCUGGGUGCAGCGUCUACUGCUGUCUACGGCCCGGAACAAGGCACAUUUGAGUCCCUCGCCUCCGUAGCUUCUGAAUCAGCAGCUUCUGUUGCUGGCUCUGCGCAGUCGUACGCAUCGGACGUGUCCGACUCUGCACAGUCGGCUGCAGCGAAGGCCCAGGAGGCAGCCGCGUCUCUCGCCUCGCAGGUCAGCUCAGGUGUCAUUGGAUCUGAAACUGCCUGGACUGAGUCUGUGGCUUCCCAAGCGAGUCAAAACUGGGAGGCACUGAUCGCAAAGGCCAGCAACCAAGUGUACGGUGCACCAACGCCUUGGGCUGCAUCUGUCUACUCCCAAGCUGGCGAGUACGCUGCGCAAGCGACUGCCCAGGCUGCUGAACAAGCCGCCGCUGUUCAAGCGCUGAUUUCUGAGCUCGUCAUCGGCAAGGAGCCUGACUUCACAGAGAGCGUCAUGGCUCGCUUCUCUGCUGCUUAUUAUACCGCUCUCCCGGCUGCUGUCUCUUCCGUCAACUCGAUCGCGUCCGAAAACAUCGCAGCUGUCACCUCCUAUGCAGGUGAGAGCUUUGAAGCGGCUUCUGAGUUCGCCGCCGAGGCCUACGCGUCCGCCUCUUCAGUCGUUGAGUCCGUCUUCGUGCCUCCGCCGGCCAUUGAGACCAUCAUUAGCAACGUCAACGAGCAGCUCAAUGCCGCUGUCGAAAGUGCGUCGGCGGCUGUCUACGGCACCCAGAAGGGUACUAUCGAGCAAGCCAGCGAGUCUGUCGUCAACGCCUACGCCUCCGUUCAGUCGAAGGCUAGUGAAGCCAUCUACGGCACCGCCCAGGCAUCCCACGACUUCGCAGCUGUAGCGUCCAGCGCGCAGGCAGCUAUCAGUGAGGCCAUUUUCGGCACCCCUGCUGCUACAGGAAUCUCAGCCUCUGCCGCCAACGGCGCGGCUGCUGCAGCAAGCGUGUACAGCUCUGUCGCAUCCGUCGCAAGUGAAAAGGCCGCCAACGCCGCAGCGGCAGCCAGCGAAGCAAUCUACGGACCGAAACAGGGCGCCGUGGAAAGCGCCAGCGCCCGUCUCGCUGCUGCCGUCGAGGCGGCCAACUCCCGCAUCAGUGAGCUCUAUGCUGCCGCAUCCACGAACGCGGAGGCUGUAGCUAGCAGCGCGAGCAGCGUCGCUGCAGAGGCGACGAAGCGCGUCAAGGAUGAGUUGUAGACUCACUGCAUCGUUCAGACGACGUGUAUUACCAAGCAGGUCUCUGUUACCUGGACGAGAUCGCUCCCCCUCGUCGCUACUGGCUCUUUGCAUCAAACAAAUUGAACGACCGUUCGAACGAACAUCCUCGUAACGCACACCAAUCGACCGACCCCACUCUCCUGGCCCUUUAAUGCGCAACAAUAUCGCCAUCCCACAACACAGUACAGCUACCCACUCACUCCCGAGGACUCGCUUUCUCAAUGCUUAACCCUUUUUUCCACCAAUUCUCAUGCUUGCUCUCGCGGUAUUCCCACGGUUAUAGCUGCAGCAGGGCUGGGCUGUGCCACCAUGAAUGAAUGUUAUGCUGUGUAUGAUUCAGUGUUUUUUUAUCCCCCUUUUUUUUUCGCGCGGGAGGGGAAAACUUGUUUGCUCUAGUCUAGCGUACGUAUCUCGGGACGGACGGAGAAGUGAAUAUACCCU